Molecule: messenger RNA, 2508 nt
Organism: Fusarium mangiferae
Lineage: Eukaryota; Fungi; Ascomycota; Sordariomycetes; Hypocreales; Nectriaceae
Exons: 5
Coding region: 1-2508 (835 amino acids)
Source: RefSeq, a predicted model, not a curated record
AUGUUCAAGCCCCUGGAGUCGGAUCCGCCCCUUAUCGACAAAGGCGAUCCAGAGCGUCUCUCACCAGCCGCACUUCGCCUUGCACAUGACCAACCUGAUGAGUUUGUUCUAUAUCUUCGUCGCGUCUGGGACACAAACAGACAGCAAGUCCUUGAUUCGGCCAAGUUGUUGCAUCAAUUGAGGCAGGUCAAGGUCUCUUGUCGCGACCAAUGUCUUCAUCCUCUUUCCGAAGCAUGGGUUCCUACGGAGAACCUCAUCAGUAUUUGGUCAUUACUCCUUUUGCCUGAGGAACGCUUUCGUUUCCUUAUCCUUAAAGACCAGAAACUGAAUCACGCGGAUCGUUCCUCAUGGAACUUCCUCAGGGAGAUCGGUUGCCAAUACGAAGCCGGCGACCAGUUCCUCACUGAUCUUCUGCUUACCAUCAAGAAAACAUGGCCAACAAAUGUCAAAGGUCCGGGACAUGUCCUUGGGGUCUACGCCUACUUCCUUCGUCGCCUGAAUCGUACGCAGCCAUACCCGGAUGGCACCUAUUACAAACUUCUAUCCGACGACAAACUUUGGGACAAUUUCAAUGCUUGCGAACUUCUCCUCCAUAAGGGCGAAUGGAUAAAACCCAGUUCAUGCUUUUUCCAUGCGCCAGAUUAUGUGCGUUCGAAGAGAGUCCUCACGCCAGCAGCUGGAACUGACGCAACCUCCCUUGAACCACUGGCGAUACGUCAUUUCUAUCAACUGGUUCUCUGUAUUCCGAACUUUCCUGACACCUGGGCUGCCAUCAUAGAUGAGCUGAGAGGCAUCCAGCGUGCUACUGGUCAAACAUCCAUUCAACAAGUGACUGAACUUUAUCGUGCUUUGAAUGAGCUUCAGGUAUCGGAACCAGAGAGAGUCACCAUCCGGAAACUAUUCCUACAGCACAGCUUGAUCGCCAUCGAGCAGGGCAGCGUCAUCGUGUGGCAAACUCCUCUCACAUGUAUUUGGUCGCCGCUCAACAGGAUUAGGAACUUGGCCGAGUUGAGUAGACCAUAUCCAUAUCUGAAGGACUUCUUCGUGGGCCUCCUCAAGGUUGAAGAGGCUACGGAGAAAAUCGUCUUGUCACGCAUGUCUUACUGGACACCAGAGUUCGAGAUUCGAGACCUUUUUAGCCUUCUCAAUGGCCUAAUUGCAACGUCCAAAGUAUCGAUGAAACCUGACGAACUCUUGACCCAGAGGAUCUUUCUUGGAAAAUGGAACGGCAAAAAAUACCGCUUUGUUGGUUCCACGGAAGAGUUCUUCAUUCCCGAUGAUGAGGAGUUUACGAACACCUUCAAGGACAAGCUCCCUCUCCUUGAUGUAACCGCGGAAGAGAUCGCGCUUCUAGAUCCGCUGUUCACAUGGCUGGGUUUCAAGGAUCGCUACUUGUCAAAGCACGUCUACCGCAUGUGCUGUUCUCCCCCAACUGCGCAGAAACAGAAGAUUGAAUGGGAUAUAGCGCAGAGGGCGGAAGGCAUUCUUCGAAUCGCCAUGCAUUGUGGUAGCCCCCGAACAACAACAGAUGUGGACAGGGGGACCCUUCUGAACAUCUUGAAGAAGGGCGAAAUGCUUGCGGUCGAAGGCAUGCAGUCUGAGAAAGUGGUGCUUACCCGUCAAAAGGGUUCCAAGUGCCUGGGCAUCGGGCCCAAUCACAAGCAUGGAUUGACGGCUCCGAGCAUCCAUCCUAAGCUCGCUAUUGCCGUGGAUGAAGCAGGAAAUGCCCUCGAUAGACUCGUCUUACACGUCUCAUCUGACAAGGAAGAACGAGAUCUAGCACUCUUUACAUCACUCCCGCGCUGCUUGAUGAAAUGGCUCAUGGCAGAUCCGAAAACUCAAGCAUGGGGAACGGCAACUUUGCUGGGUGUAAGUCUCUUGAAGAGUGUACUGACUGCUCCACCAAACGUCAUUGAUGCCAUACUCACACGUGAGGGAGUUGGACGUGUUCAAGUCGUUGAGGCCAAUCUGACGACGAUGCGUCAAGAGAUUGCUCCUCAGAACACAACAUCAAACGGGCCUGCUGAUCAGCCAUCACAGCCUAGAUCCGAGGACGCACCACCAGCCAACACUCCCGUAAAGACAUCGGAGAAAGCGCUUGCAAAGCAGCCGGCAACCCCGGUCAGAUCCAGCCAACAACCACAAUCAGCUGCAGGCCCCAGCAGCGUAAGGGGAUCACAAGAGACGACACCCCAAGCAGAACAGCUUCAGUCAACCUCAGGGAGACACGCCGAACCCUCAUCCAGUGACAUAAAGACGUCGUCAAAGGACGAGUCAGGUCCUAGCGGGAAUGAGGGCGUAUACAAACCCCGAUACGCGUCUAUAAGCCAGAGGCCCAAACUCAAACCCAGAUUACGAAAGCGGCCUGGCUCACCAUCAUCCAGCCCACCAGCGACUUCGCCCUCGAGUCAACUCCCAGAUGAUGUAAUUCGUGGAAUAGAGAGACUGAGGAUUGCAGACACAUCUGAGGUGACUCUUCAGUCACCCAAACUUAUUCCGGUGGCGUAG